This is a messenger RNA of Rhododendron vialii, 1959 nucleotides long. Its product is annotated as endoglucanase 17. The record is from RefSeq and is a predicted model, not a curated record. NCBI's taxonomy places the organism in Eukaryota, Viridiplantae, Streptophyta, Magnoliopsida, Ericales, Ericaceae. Gene Ontology annotation, biological process: carbohydrate metabolic process. Bases 202 to 1731 code for a protein of 509 amino acids. The transcript is spliced from 8 exons. Gene Ontology annotation, molecular function: hydrolase activity, hydrolyzing O-glycosyl compounds.
AAUCUGCCUAAGUACUCACUCUGCUUCAUUAAACAUGUGAAGCCAAAACCCCAACGGUUGUGGGCUUAUAAAUACAAAGACUCCACACUUUUCUCUCUGCGGGCUUCCAGUUUAGCUCUGUAGGUUGUUGGUUGGUUGGUUGGUUAGUUUGGGGGGUUUUGUAUUUUUUUUUAGGCUUUUUGGGCAGAGCGCAGAGGCCAAAUGGCUUCCUCUGUUUCCACAUCUUCUCUCUUUCUCCUCUUUUUCUUCGCCACCUCUCUCCUCCUCUCCAAUGCCUUCCCCGCCCAACACUACCCUCUCCACCACCACCGCCGCCCCCGCUCCGCCGCUCACAACUACAGAGACGCCCUCACUAAGUCCAUCCUCUUCUUUGAAGGCCAGAGGUCGGGAAAGCUUCCCCCUAACCAGAGGGUCACUUGGAGGAGAGACUCUGGUCUCUCAGAUGGGUCAGCUAUGCAUGUUGAUUUGGUGGGAGGGUAUUAUGAUGCAGGGGACAAUGUGAAGUUUGGGUUUCCCAUGGCUUUCACCACCACCAUGCUUUCAUGGAGUGUGAUUGAGUUUGGUGGGUUAAUGAAAGGUGAGCUGCAAAAUGCAAGAGAAGCCAUUCGCUGGGGCACUGAUUACCUCCUCAAAGCCACUGCAAAACCAGACACCAUUUAUGUUCAGGUUGGGGAUGCGAAGAAGGAUCACGCCUGUUGGGAGAGACCCGAGGACAUGGACACCCCAAGAAACGUGUUGAAGAUUGACAGAAACACCCCUGGCUCUGAGGUUGCAGCUGAGACUGCUGCUGCUCUUGCAGCUGCUUCUUUGGUGUUCAGGAGAACUGACCCCACUUAUGCCAAGCUUCUUGUCAGGAGGGCUAUUAGGGUGUUUGAGUUUGCUGAUAAGUACAGAGGUGACUACAGCAAUGGGUUGAGAAGCUCUGUGUGUCCUUUCUAUUGCUCUUACUCUGGUUAUCAGGAUGAGUUGUUGUGGGGAGCUGCUUGGUUGCAAAAGGCCACAAGGAACCCAAUGUAUCUCCAAUACAUUCAAGUGAAUGGACAAGAACUUGGAGCUGAUGAGACUGAUAAUACAUUUGGGUGGGAUAACAAGCAUGUUGGGGCCAGGAUUCUACUCUCCAAGGCAUUUCUAAUUCAAAAGCUUCAAUCACUCCGUGAUUACAAAGGUCAUGCCGAUAACUACAUUUGUUCCCUCGUGCCAGGGACCCCAUUGUCUCAAGCCCAGUACACCCCAGGUGGGCUACUGUUCAAAAUGAGUGAUAGUAACAUGCAGUAUGUGACCUCCACCUCCUUCCUCCUCUUAGCCUACGCCAAAUACUUAACUUCCUCCCACCAAGUGGUCAAUUGUGGUGGAGUCGUCGUCACCGCCAGUAGGCUCCGUUCCGUGGCCAAAAAACAAGUGGACUACUUGCUUGGAGACAACCCGUUGAGGAUGUCCUACAUGGUGGGGUAUGGUCCAAGGUACCCGCAAAGGAUCCACCAUAGGGGAUCAUCCCUACCGUGCAUUGCUGCACAUCCGGCUAAGAUACAAUGCUCAUCUGGGUUCAGCAUCAUGAAUUCCCAGUCCCCUAACCCGAACAUCUUAGUGGGGGCUGUGGUCGGUGGGCCCGAUCAGCACGAUCACUUUCCCGAUCGAAGGUCAGACUACGAGCAAUCAGAGCCUGCAACUUACAUCAAUGCACCGCUUGUUGGAUCAUUGGCUUAUCUUGCUCACUCAUUUGGCCAGCUCUAGAUUAGUAACUAUCUCCAAAAGUAUUCCCACUUAUUUGGGAGGGAGUGUAGGUUCUCUAAUAGUAUUACUCUAGUAAUGUGAAUGUGGUGGUGUUGGCGUCCAGAUCUAAUGAGACUCGGGCCCCUAACCUUGUGGACGUUGUUACUAUUUACAUAGCAUUUAUCGUUGGAUUACAGUACCUGGAAGUGAUUUAACAGUAGUAAAAUGCGUAUGGGUUGUGUGUAAAAA